This is a messenger RNA of Callithrix jacchus (white-tufted-ear marmoset), 1369 nucleotides long. Lineage: Eukaryota; Metazoa; Chordata; Mammalia; Primates; Cebidae. The record is from RefSeq and is a predicted model, not a curated record.
AAUAAACAGCGGACGGAAGGGCCGCGGCGGUGGAGCCAGAGCGAGCAGGGUUUCCGCAGCCUCACCUGUCCCCAUUCACCCGAGGUAUCGGCGGCGGCGGGGAGCGCACCUCAGGCGGAGAGAGCCGCUGCCAGGUUUGACUGAUAUUACAAAGGAUCCAGACUUUAAUGGAAUCUAUGAUGAAGACCUUAAUGAGGAUCCAACAUAUGAUCCCAGUAGCCCUGAAGAAACAGCUCUAUUUAUGAAAUAUGCUGAAAAUAUUAUGCUAAAGUUAACAUUCAGUACCACACAAGUUCAACAGUAUGAAAAUGUCUUUAUAUUUGAAACAGACUAUUGGCUUACUAAUGCUAUAAGAUAUAAUCAAGAUGAUCUUGAUAUUUGUACCUACCAGAGACUACAGCAAAGAUUAUGUCUUCAAAAAAAGAUUAUUCAAAAACGCUUUGAGAAGAAAGAAGAUAUCAGAAGAGGGAUAGGAUACCUAAAGUUAAUAUGUUUUCUGAUUCCAUUUCUACUGAGAUUAAAGAAGAAAAUGAAAGUUCCAUAUUUAAAUAGUCUGCUUCAGCCUUUUUCAGAUGACAAGGUCAAGACAGAGCGAGAAUUGCCUCCAUUUAUUUAUGGAAGAGAUUUUAAAUGCCAGAAUUUUCACUACAAAGAUAAUCAAUAUUUUCAUGUUCACGGAGAAAUUGAAUUUGAUAUCAGCACCGCUUCAAUUGAAAAUGCUUUGGAAGAUUUUCAGAAAAAUUUAGAAAAGAUACGAGAUUGUGCUGCUAAUACAUUUAUAGAAGAUUCAGGAUACAAAGAAUAUUACUCAAUUCCAGUCAUGGAAUUUUAUGGAAAAAGGUACUAUGUGAUCUAUUUUGAACUUGCAACUUUCUAUCAGCAAAUAUAUAAGACACAGUUGUGGGGAGCCAUAAAUGGAAUAGUGAACAAUCUGAGACUGAAAAGACUUCCACUGACAGAUGCUCAAUUAAGUGAACAAUUUAAGAAAAAAUUUGGUUUCAAAAAAGCUAUGAAAUGCAAGAGUAUUCCAAUUGGUAUGAAGUCUGCUGUUGAAAGAGGGUUGUCUGCAGUUUUCCAUACAUUAAGCCAUAAACCCUCAAGCCUGACAAUCAAUGUUGCAGAUGAAGCAGGUUAUACUAUUUUUCAUCAUGCUGCCCUGCACAACAGAGUUUCUAUUAUAUGUCAACUGUGCAAUGCUAAUUUUACGGUCAACCAGAGGCGCUUGGUUACGUUCAGCCAAGGAAUCAGUGCGCUCCGCUGUUACUUGCUGCCACUUCAGGAGCACUGGAUACUAUUCAGUACCUGUUUUCUGUCCGUGCUAACUGGAGAAAAACAGAUAUUAAAGGGAAUAAUAUAAUCCAUUUAUCAG